UUUUUUGAGAGCGCUUCUCUGCUGCGUCUCUCUCUCUCUUUCUUUCUCUCUCUCGCAAAUCAAAAACCUCAACUUUCGAAAACUUCAUUCUCCAGAAACAUUCUUCUCUUUUACCCAGAAUCUCCUUUCUUUUUAUUUAUUUAUCUCAUUGGCCAUUUUUCCCCAGGGGAAUUGCAUCUAAAAAAUGGCCAAUACCUUUGUAUGAGAACAAACCUAUGGUCUCUUUUUGAUUUGGUAUGAUCUAUAUACCCUGAAGCCUGAAGAUGUUUGUUGGAGGCUUGAUGAUGAUGAACAUAAUUGAUUUUGUUUUGAGAUUGGGGAGUUAAAAGAAUAGAACUUUGGUUCCUCAGAAUCUGUGAUACAAGAGAUUGUGUAGAAGAAAGAAUAAGGCUUUUGGUACGCUUUUCUCCUUUCCUUCUUUUGGUUCUUGAUAGAAUAUGAUAAUGGAGUUUCGUGGCAGCUCCAAUCAGCAUUUAGGUAGGGAUAGGUUCAAUGGGGAAGUCACUUCUGGUAAUAACAACCGUGAAGACAAUAUCUGUGCUCAGACAGGAGAGGAGUUUUCAAAUGAGUUUUUGAGGGAUUUUGGUUCUCAAAGAAGAGUACAGGGUGGUGUUACUAGAAAUGUUGAGGGUAAUCACAAUAAUCGCCAUCUCGUUUAUGAGGAUUUCAACAGAAUUCUUGGGCUUCAGAGAGUUGAGUCCAACAUGUCAGAAGGUAUGAAUUCCUCGAGUGGAUACUUAGCUGAAUCAAACGUUGCAGACUCACCUCGGAAGAUGUUUCAUACUGCAACAUCAAAUGUUUACUUUCCCGAAAUAUUGAAGCUACUUUGUAGUUUCGGGGGAAGGAUCUUACAGCGACCUGGUGACGGGAAGCUUAGAUACAUUGGAGGGGAGACUCGGAUUGUCUCAGUACGAAAACAUGUUGGAUUAAAAGAAUUGAUGCACAAGACUUAUGCUUUGUGCAACCAUCCCCAUACAAUCAAGUACCAAUUACCAGGAGAAGAUCUUGAUGCCUUAAUAUCGGUUUGCUCGGAUGAGGAUCUUCUUCAUAUGAUUGAAGAGUAUCAAGAAGCUGAAACAAAAGGUGGAUCUCAGAGGAUAAGGGUCUUCCUUGUACCUUCAUCAGGAUCAUCAGAGAGUCCUAAAAUUUACAAUGAAAGGAAUAUGAACAUUAACAGAAACACGCACCAGCAGACGGAUUUAGAUCAAUAUCAGUAUGUUUCAGCUCUUAAUGGUGUCGUGGAUGUGAGUCCUCAAAAGAGUUCCAGCGGACAAAGUGGGACAAGUCAGACAACACAAUUUGGGAAUGCUUCAGAAUUUAGCCCUACAUUUCAUCUCCGAGACUCACCUACUUCUGUUCAUACAUGGGAACACAAAGACUCCAACAGUCCAACCUUCAUGAAACCAUGUACGAACACGAAUGCUGUUCAUUUUUUGCCGAAAAUGCAGAUUCCGAGGAACUCAUUUGGUCAACAAUCUCCUCCAUCAUCUCCUUUUUCAGUUCACAAGAGAGCAAAUACCGACGUUCCUUACUUUGUUGAUCGAAAUGGUUUCUUUGACCCUUACUUGGUUACUCCAAACUACCCACAGCAACGUAGAUUCUUGUUUGAGACUACUACACAAAUGCAGAAGCAUCCAGAAAUGAAUCUUCAUGACCGGAGGCCAAGCGACGAUAUUUACCCCCACGGUCAAGGUUAUAUGGGAGCCGAGAAAGUGAGGCUUAAGAAAAACGCUCUUUCUGAUCCGCAGCUGCAUGAUGAGAGCCAAAUCAACAAUGGGUUAGAAGCAUUUACCAAACAACCAUGGAAAAUAUUGAGAAAGAAACUACAUGUUGUGGCAACGUCAAAGUGGGAAGAUAGUGAUGAUAUAUAUUUCAAGAAUCCAGAAGGCAAGAGGAGUAAAGAACUCGAAUUCAGCAAAAACGUUCCUAAUAACUGGAUCGACCCUGAUCGUAGUCAUGGUUCUUUUGAUCAGGCAUCAAAGAAACAUGGUGGCAGUAACAGUAAUAGCUCUUUCAGUCCGAAUUAUUUUAGUCCGAAUUAUCAACCAGCUGUUCAGGUUACUUCAAGUGAUUCACAAGAUUCAGGAAGCUCUGUGUUCUCUUUAUCAGUUAACACCAACGAAAAUCAUCUCGAUUGUUCGGAAGGCAAAUUUAAUGGUUUUCAGCAAGACAUAUCACUAGAUAAUCUUAUCAGAAGCCACGCUUCAGCUACAGAUCAAUUAUGUAGUACAACCAAAUCAUGUGAUCAAGCAGAUUACUCUUUACCCAAUACAGAUUACCCUGUGGAAUCUGUGGGACAAGAGCCUAUAAUUCUGAGACGUGAUUUGGAGACAAAACGUGAUGAUUCAGAAAUCCAGAAUUAUCUUCCAAGAGAAGAGAGUAUUCACUAUAGUGGUUUGCCGCUUAGGAAGGUGGGAAGUAGAGAAGCUGCGUUUAUGCAUACGCAGGAAUCAGAUGAUUUCUUCAAAAACAAGGUGCUUGGUCCACAGUUAAUAGUUGAGGAUGUGACAGACGAAGUAACUUCGGAUGCUCUCUUGUCAGCUACUAUUGUCCCUCAUAUACAUAGUGAGUCAGAUGAUGAUCACAAAUCUGACACAAGGGAGAAAGAGAUUACAGAUGCUGGUCAUGAAUCUGCAAUGGAGGAAAAGAACAAGAAAAGCAGAAACAACUCUGAUUCGUUUAGUGAAGCUGCAAUGGUUGAAAUUGAAGCCGGAAUCUAUGGCUUACAGAUAAUUAAAAACACUGAUCUUGAAGACUUACACGAGUUAGGAUCUGGUACAUUUGGAACGGUUUACUAUGGGAAGUGGAGAGGAACUGAUGUUGCUAUCAAGAGGAUAAAGAAUAGUUGUUUCUCUGGUGGGUCAUCUGAGCAAGCACGACAGACUAAAGAUUUCUGGAGAGAAGCUCGGAUAUUGGCGAAUCUUCACCAUCCUAAUGUGGUGGCCUUUUAUGGAGUUGUACCAGAUGGACCUGGUGGAACAAUGGCAACAGUGACUGAGUAUAUGGUGAACGGAUCUCUUAGACAUGUUUUGCAGAGAAAAGACAGAGUACUUGAUAGGCGCAAAAAGCUGAUGAUAACUUUAGAUGCUGCAUUUGGCAUGGAAUACCUACAUAUGAAAAAUAUUGUUCAUUUUGAUCUUAAAUGCGAUAACUUGCUUGUAAACUUGAGGGAUCCACAACGACCUAUUUGCAAGGUUGGAGAUUUCGGAUUAUCGAGAAUCAAAAGAAAUACCCUUGUCUCUGGUGGUGUAAGAGGAACCCUUCCAUGGAUGGCACCAGAGCUGCUGAACGGAAGCAGUAAUCGCGUCUCUGAGAAAGUAGAUGUUUUCUCAUUUGGUAUCGUGCUGUGGGAGAUCUUGACAGGCGAAGAACCCUACGCGAAUCUGCAUUGUGGUGCCAUCAUCGGUGGAAUUGUGAACAAUACGUUGAGACCACCUGUGCCAGAACGGUGUGAAGCAGAGUGGAGAAAGUUGAUGGAGCAAUGCUGGUCAUUUGAUCCAGGAGUACGACCAUCGUUCACGGAGAUUGUUAAUAGGCUUCGCUCUAUGACUGUUACCUUACAAGCCAAGCGACGAACCUAAAAGCCCUCUCCUUACUUGUACAUGAUUCUUUUUUAUUGGUGGGUUAUUGGCUGAAAGAAAGUGACAAGAAGAUGGGAAAAGUAAAGAUUUGUGAGAGAUGUGCGGUGUUUGUAAAUUAGUAUCGACGAAUUUACCGGUUUAGGUAAAAGAUGUAUACCAAGAAAGUUGAGGGUCUACUGUGUAAAACACAGGUUCCCUUUCAAAAUUCUUUUUUUUUUUAAUGUAAGGAAAAUGUUUACUUUACUCGAUCAUCUAAAGAGAUAUACUUCUGACAACCCUAUCAUGGUUACCAAUAGAGCUGUUUCUUUUUCGUUU
Messenger RNA from Capsella rubella, 3896 nucleotides. Its product is annotated as serine/threonine-protein kinase EDR1. The record is from RefSeq and is a predicted model, not a curated record. The coding region runs from base 438 to 3581 and encodes 1047 amino acids. The transcript has 9 exons. Gene Ontology annotation, cellular component: cytoplasm. Gene Ontology annotation, biological process: protein phosphorylation; signal transduction. Lineage: Eukaryota; Viridiplantae; Streptophyta; Magnoliopsida; Brassicales; Brassicaceae. Gene Ontology annotation, molecular function: ATP binding; protein kinase activity; protein binding.